Molecule: messenger RNA, 1473 nt
Organism: Sceloporus undulatus (fence lizard)
Lineage: Eukaryota; Metazoa; Chordata; Lepidosauria; Squamata; Phrynosomatidae
Product: cytosolic phospholipase A2 epsilon-like
Exons: 9
Coding region: 16-1473 (485 amino acids)
Biological process (GO): glycerophospholipid catabolic process
Cellular component (GO): cytosol
Molecular function (GO): calcium-dependent phospholipid binding; calcium ion binding
Source: RefSeq, a predicted model, not a curated record
CCAGUUGUGGCAAUCAUGACAACAGGGGGCAGCACAAGAUCAUUGACAGCACUGUAUGGAAGCUUACGAGGACUUCAGAAGUUAAAUCUCAUAGACUGUGCUACUUACUUGACUGGUUUGUCUGGCACAACAUGGACUAUGGGCACUUUAUACAAAGAUGCUUAUUGGUCAAAAAAGGAUCUGAAUGAACAAAUCAAUGAAGUUAAAAGACAUGUGACUAAAAGCAAACUGGAUUGCUUUUCCAUAGAGCGUCUGAAGUAUUACAACAGGCAGCUGCGUCAAAGGAAAGAAGAGGGACAAAGGACAUCCUGUAUAGAUCUUUGGGGGCUCAUUGUUGAAUAUUUGUUAAACGAUGAGAAAGACAAUCAUAAACUCUCAGAUGAAAAGCAAGCUGUGAAUGAGGCUCAGAAUCCUUUACCAAUCUACACUGCAAUCAAUGUGAAAGAGAAGUACAGCACCAUGGACUUCAAAGAAUGGAUGGAGUUCACACCCUAUGAAGUGGGGAUAAUAAAAUAUGGGGCUUUUGUGAAGGCUGAAGAUUUUGGAAGCGAGUUCUUUAUGGGACGCUUAAUGAAGAGGCUUCCAGAGACUCGGAUCUGUUAUAUGCAAGGCAUGUGGAGUAGUGUAUUUUCCCUAAAUCUCCUGUACUUCUGGAAUCAAUCUCAUAGUUCAGAGGAGUUUUGGCACAAGUGGACACAUGAUCAAAUAACUGAUAUUGAUGAAGAGCCUCAACUACCUUCUAGGCCACAUGAGCAAAAGGCACAUCUGUACACACCUGCUGGACCACUUUCCAGUGCUUUCAGAGAUGUGCUUACUGAUCGCCUCUCCGUUGCCCAUUACCACAAUUUUGUGAAAGGUCUUCAGUUGGAUAAUAGCUACUUGCAGAAUGACAAAUUCUGCAGAUGGAAAGAUACUGUACUAGACUCUUGUUCACCCAACCAGCUGACUCAAGCAGAAGACUACUUGCUCCUAGAAGAUACUGGAUUCUUCAUCAAUACAAGCUCUGCACCUCUACUGAGGAAAGAGAGGAAGGUGGAUGUAAUCCUACAUUUAAAUUACAGUGCAGGAUCACAAUCAUUGCCUUUGAAGCAAUCAUGCAAAUACUAUGCAGAACAAGGAAUCCCAUUUCCCAAAAUUGUGCCGAAGGAAGAUGACAACCAUCUGAAGGAAUGCUAUUUAUUUGAAGAUGCAGAGAAUAUGGAUGCACCUAUAUUACUAUUUUUUCCACAAGUGAAUGAUACCUUUCGCUAUUAUAAAGCACCUGGUGUAAAGCGCUUGGAGUCAGAAAUGAAAUAUGGCGAGAUUGAUGUCUCCAGUAAUUGCACCCCCUACUCUACAUAUUCACUGACAUUCAGUAAAGAAGAGUAUGAUCAGCUAGUGGAUCUGAGUGAAUACAAUAUUCUGAAUAACCAACAUCUGAUCCUACAGGCCUUGCAGACAGCAGUGGAACGGAAAAAACUACUUAAGAAAUAG